Molecule: messenger RNA, 489 nt
Organism: Rotaria sp. Silwood1
Lineage: Eukaryota; Metazoa; Rotifera; Eurotatoria; Philodinida; Philodinidae
Source: the annotation of a GenBank genome assembly
AUGUUAAAAUUGGCCAAAGAAAUGAUUUUACAUCAUGAAGAAGUCAAAAAUUCCGUUGAUAAUCUAAAACCAAAUCUAACAAAAUAUCAUCAACUAUACGAACAAAGAUUUACAAUUUAUAAUGAACUUGUUUCACUUCGUAACGAACAGCUUUUAGUUCAACAGGUUGUCCGCUCACCAGUUCAACAUAAUUUUGAACUUGAAAAACAAGAAUUUGAAUUAAAACAAAAUAUAUCCGGAAAUGUAAAAAAUGAUUUGGGAGUUUUAAAUCUUGUACUUGAUCAAACUCCAAUGGAAAUGGAACAAUUAAAAUCUGACUAUAACGAAGAAGUUAAACCACGUAUCAUUGAAUUAGAAGAUGAUAUGCAACAGAUUAUUGAAGAAAUAAAUCAAAUUGCAACACGAAUUGAUGAUGAGUUUGAAUUGUUACAAAAAUUCGAAUUCAACUAUGGUAAAUAUGAAAUAACAAUCAUCAAGGUUAUCUAUUGA